This is a messenger RNA of Puccinia graminis f. sp. tritici CRL 75-36-700-3, 1179 nucleotides long. RefSeq lists its product as uncharacterized. The coding region runs from base 1 to 1179 and encodes 392 amino acids. Lineage: Eukaryota; Fungi; Basidiomycota; Pucciniomycetes; Pucciniales; Pucciniaceae. The record is from RefSeq and is a predicted model, not a curated record. The transcript has a single exon.
AUGACAGUACUGUCUACAGAGGUUUUGAAAGAUGCGAUUAAUACGACGUCAGUGCCACCCGAGCCAAGCAUCAUCGAUCAAAGAUCACAUAUUUGGGAGAAGAUACAAGAAGCGCAGAAGUCAAAUGACACUAUCUUGACCAAGAUCCUCUUAGCCGCGUACAACGAAUUGGACCAACCCAAGAAGCCGGCCCCGCCAAAGAUGACACGCUCCUUGUCAGCCAUGCCGGUAUUACCUAAUGCGCAAACAAUAAUCGGUGGCAAUAAUUCAGAGACAGUGACCGAAUUGGAAGACAACUUAGUCUACGCAGUAGGAGCAGUAACCAGCCAUCAAGACAUAGGCUUCACCCCAUAUUUCAAUGAGAACAUCAAGAAAUUGCGAGCGCCCCUACCGCUAACCAUAUUUGACAGGGAGUGGCAGAAGAAGGCGAUAGCGGCCCACCUAAUGUUGAAGCCGUCUAAGUCUACGGAAGAUAAAGCUUACCGAGGUCUAGCGUAUCACGACGAAUGGACCCAAACACACUCAUCGUGGACUAAUAAUCAUCGCGCCUUCUACAUCACACUCAGGGAUGUAUACAACAAGGGCAUUUUCGCAGAAAAGCUGAGGAUCCACAAGGAAAACUGUGACGCCAUCUCAGACGUCUACGGGUUCAUGACAGCGUUCCGAUACGAUAUGCAGGUACGAAUGAACGCCUUCGCGCACCGCAUUCCAUCGAAAGACGGAGCGGCAGUACCCGACAUAUCGGUCAAACAGAUGGUUGUAGUAGAACAGUGCUACAGCACUGUAAGAUCCUUAGGAGAAGCUAGUUGGAAGGACAACAACUAUGCUCCGGGUUUCUCACAUGCAAAUGUCGACCCAGAUACUGGUUUCAAACGCCCGGAUCUACACAAAUCUUCUUCCUAUCAAUCGAGCCUAAACCGAGACGGAGUUCAAAAUCAAGGAAAUCACCAAGAGAGAAGGAGAGAGAAACGAUGGGCCAACGGUUACAACGAACACUUUGCCAACACAGGUAACCGACCCUACAGUUUCGGAGGAAGAAAUCAACAUCAUCAAUUCAACAAUCAGAACGAUUUCAAUAGCUACAAUGCGAACUAUUAUCCCCACCAUCAAAGUCAAGGGAAUCCUAAUCCAGUCACAGUUUCGGGGUGGAAACAAACGUUUCAAAGGAGGAAAUUCUAG